AUGAGCCUCCUCCGAAGAUUUUCCCCUCAAGUUCAAUUAUUUACAAAAAGGUCCAUCAAAUCUCUGAAAUUUCCUGGUGAAUCUCUCGAUGAAAUGACCUCUCCUUCUCUCAUCCAUGGCAUUCACGUUUUCCAUUGCCCAGAUGCGGUUGGAAUUGUGGCAAAGUUGUCGGAAUGCAUAGCUUCAAGAGGUGGCAAUAUUCUCAAUGCUGAUGUUUUCGUACCGGAGAAAAAGAAUGUAUUUUACUCAAGAAGGUUCCGUCUCUUGCUUUCUUCGAUGUUCUGGUGUUAUGUUGAUAUUCUGGGCGGUUUACUAAAUGCUUUCAAGAGAGAUAGUGUAGUGAGUUUUCUCUACAUACCUUUAGGAUUUUAUGAAGCUUCCGAAUGUUUAAAGUCACUUAAAGUCUUUGAUCCUCUUAAAUGGACACGGAUGCAAAUGGAUGAGGAUUUUCUAAAGCUAUCAAAGAUAUUCGAUGCCAUGAGAUCAGUUGUUCGGGUACCCAGCCUAGAUCCCAAAUAUAAGAUUGCAGUCCUUGCUUCAAACCAGGACCACUGCCUUGUUGAUUUGUUGCAUAGUUGGCAGGAUGGAAAACUUCCAGUUCAAAUCACCGCCAUAAUAAGCAAUCAUGACAGAGGUCUGAAUACUCAUGUGAUGAGGUUUCUUGAAAGGCAUAGAAUUCCUUACCAUUUUCUGCACACAACUAUAGAAAACAAAAGAGAAGAAGAGAUCUUGAAUUUGGUUCGGGAUACAGAUUUUCUAGUACUUGCCAGAUACAUGCAGAUAUUCUCUGGAAAUUUCUUAAGUAGUUACGGGAAGGAUAUAAUAAAUAUCCACCAUGGCCUGUUGCCCUCUUUCAAGGGCGGGAAUCCAUCUAAGCAGGCCUUUGAUUAUGGAGUAAAAUUGAUCGGUGCUACAACUCACUUUGUCACUGAAGAACUUGAUUCUGGGCCAAUUAUCGAGCAAAUGGUCGAGAGAGUUUCCCACAGGGACAAUUUGCGGAGUUUUAUACAGAAAUCUGAGGACCUCGAGAAGCAGUGCCUUGCAAAAGCAAUUAAGUCAUACUGUGAGCUACGAGUUCUACCUUAUGAACGGAACAAGACUGUUGUAUUUUAA
This is a messenger RNA of Fraxinus pennsylvanica, 1113 nucleotides long. The record is from the annotation of a GenBank genome assembly. Lineage: Eukaryota; Viridiplantae; Streptophyta; Magnoliopsida; Lamiales; Oleaceae.